Molecule: messenger RNA, 1961 nt
Organism: Gekko japonicus
Lineage: Eukaryota; Metazoa; Chordata; Lepidosauria; Squamata; Gekkonidae
Gene: SPR
Product: sepiapterin reductase (7,8-dihydrobiopterin:NADP+ oxidoreductase)
Exons: 4
Coding region: 1-678 (225 amino acids)
Biological process (GO): tetrahydrobiopterin biosynthetic process
Molecular function (GO): sepiapterin reductase (NADP+) activity
Source: RefSeq, a predicted model, not a curated record
AUGGGGAACUCUGCCAUGGAGGUGGAGGCAUGGAACUCUGCCAUGGAGGUGGAGAGGGUGGUUCUGAAGGCUGAUGAGCCCUUUCCAGUUCCUAAAAAGUGCAGGAACAGAGCGGCUGUUUUGGCCACCCGGACUUCUCCCGGUUGGCUCGUGGCCUCCCACCCCCUGCCAGGCCAGGCCAGUGACAAAAACAGAGCGUCUCUCGGCGAUAUUUCCAAAGCGUUUGUAGACUUCACCAGCCCAGAUGAAGUCAACGGCUACCUGAACCUCAACGUCACCUCCGCACUGUGUCUGACCGCCUCCAUCCUGAAGGCCUUCCCCGCGGAGCCAGGCUUGUGCCGGACGGUGGUGAACAUCUCCUCCCUCUGUGCCCUGAAGCCCUUCAAGUCCUGGGCCCUGUACUGCACUGGGAAGGCCGCCCGGGACAUGAUGUUCCAGGUUCUUGCGGCAGAGGAGCCGGACGUCAGAGUGCUGAACUAUGCGCCAGGGCCCCUGGACACGGACAUGCAAGAACUGGCGCGCACCCAGUCGGGAGAUCUGGAGCUGCGGGAGCAGUUCCUCCGCAUGAAGCAGCAGGGGCAGCUGCUCGACUGCGACGUCUCGUCCCAGAAGCUGCUGAAACUUCUCCUGGAGGACACGUUUGAAUCGGGGGCGCACGUCGACUUCUACGACGUCUGAGCACCCGGGGCGCUUGUCCCGCACCCAGCACCCCCUCGGCUCUGGCUCCUGCAAAAGGCGCUUCCAGCGGCUGCCCAGACCUCCAAGUUCCUCUCUCCCGGCUGCGGCGAAAGCGUCCCAUGCAGAGCCAGAGGCCCUUGAGAACGUUCCUCAUUCCUCCCCCAUUGCCUGGACGGAAGGGGUCUGGCGUGGCAGUCAGCUGGGCACCAGGGGACCCUCCUUUGGGCUUCCCCCGCCUAGGGGGUGCUCUGGGCUCUGCACACGGAGCGGCAAAGACUGGGGGCAUCCCACCCAGCCGCCGCACAUCAGAGGCUUCACUGGGGGCAGACGCACUGCAGCUGGGGAAGGGACGGCAGGAGUCUGCCCUAGCGCCACCCCCAUCUUCAGGGUUGGGAGGCGCCUUGGCCUCUGCUCCGAGACAGAAAGCUUCUCUUGGCCUUGAGGCCUUGCCUCCCUCGCAGCACGUCUCAGGGGCACUCUCGGGCUUUCCUGUGGCCUCCUCAGCUAACUUCGUGGGACGUCGGGGAGGGGGUCUCCGGUGGCGGCAGCCGAGAGAGGGGGGAAUCCCGGUGGUCCUACUGAGGGGUGGGGGUGUGCCAGGGAAGGACGGGGCCUGCUCUGCGAAGAGAGCGGAGUCAGCGGACCCGAAGGGCCUCAGCCGGGAGUGCGAGGGCCCGCCUUCUUUGCGCCUAGGCCUGAGGCGGGGCUCUCCAGCCUGGGCCCUUUCCCAGAGCCUUUGUGUCUUGGGACACGGCAGCCAUGAUGACUCUGAGGCAACAGCAGCUGCCCUCGUGAGGCCUGGGGGGGGGGGAGAGGCCGGCCUGCAGCGUGCCCGUGUGAACUUGAGAGUUGUCGGAUUGGGAGCUGAGGGAAGCAGGAGGGGGCUGAUGCGGCCCUGAAAGGGAACCGGAGGGGUGGUGCGCAAGAGGGAACCCACCAGGUUCGUCACCUGCCUGAACUCUGCCAAAGUCUGCUGCUGCCCGCCUUCCCCGCACUCUGACCUCGUGACACUAGUAUAAAUUUGUUGUAUUAAACACACACCACAAACAUGCAAACAAACACAAACAAUACUGAACACAAAUGGGAAAUGGGAGCAUCCCUUCAUACUCUGAGUAAAGGAUUUGUUGCCCACUUAAAACUUAUUUCUACGCCGUAUGAUACUGUCCAAACUUUGCACACUAUUUAAAGUUCUUAUUCACCUCUUUUUUUGGUCAUAACGUAUUUCAGUAUUUCAGUUCUUCAAACCAGUGGUAAAGUCUUGACUGUGUUUCUUCACAUUUGUU